Molecule: messenger RNA, 2178 nt
Organism: Fusarium coffeatum
Lineage: Eukaryota; Fungi; Ascomycota; Sordariomycetes; Hypocreales; Nectriaceae
Exons: 4
Coding region: 1-2178 (725 amino acids)
Biological process (GO): actin cytoskeleton organization
Molecular function (GO): actin binding
Source: RefSeq, a predicted model, not a curated record
AUGCUCCAGACCAGACCGUCUUCAUCGGCAGGCAUGAUACCCAACAACCAAGGCCAGAAUGGCCACCAGUAUGCAGGAGCAUCUCAGACCCCACGAUAUGCUGCGCCAUCUUCUACCGGAUAUCGUGGUAGUUCGGCUCCCGUUCAGCAGUACGCUUUUACGAGUACGCCUACUCUGAACCAUACACAGUCUUGGCAAGCUCAACAAACUCAGCCUUCACGAACUUACAAUCACAAUGUCAACUACAGUGGACGUCAAUUCAGCUCUUCUGGAAACAACAUGCAAUAUAACUCCAUGGGUGUCGGUCAAACUGGUGCUCGUGAUGAUUCGGCCAUUCCUCAACGACGAAACAUUGUACCCGCUCCUCGACCUCACUCUGCCUUUCUUGCUGGUCCCACACAGCCAGUCUCCCCAACUUCACAAAGCAAAGCAGCACCGGACCGAUAUAGACGCUCGCUCACUCCUCAGCAAAAUCAACAUGGACGCUCUCAGAGCACAGCUGUACCUGUGAACACUGGAAUGCCCACAGCAAACCAGCUUUACAAUGGGCCUAAUCCUUCUCGUUCAGCAAUCCCAAACCGCCCGAACAGUUUCUACAAUGCUAUGCCCGGCGCAACCGCGGAUGAGAUGCAAUUCGCCUACUCAUCCAUGGAAGACCCCAGUCGUUCACGCCGGCGGACCGUCCGUGCCAACUCCGACGUUUCAAGGCCAACCGCACAAGACAAGGCAAAGGCUGAUGGGAAUUCUCAAAGUCUUCGUGUUGUCGCCAAUGCCGCUGCGCACUCCCGCAAUGAGAGCUCUGAGAGUGUAAACUCCAGCCGUAGCAGCCAUUCUCGUCCGUCCUCGUCUGCCAACCGCAAUGUGUCUGCCCCCACUGGAAACCCCUCUUCCCAGACAAGCAACGAAACAACUUCUAAGCAGGAUCACGCCAAGGUCAACGUCCCACCUCGAGGUUCAUCUUCUGAUGCCAUCAAGCGCACAACGAACCCCUCACCUCUCUCUAGGCCAGCCACCAUGGCCAGCGAGGUCGCCGAAGACAAAUCCUCUGGUGCGGGUAAUAUGGAAUCGCCCGCGGCUAAACAACUCGCUGCUAUCAACAAAGGGCGCAAGUCCAAGAGCAAGACCUCUCGACUGCGUCGAGCUUUCUCGUUCGGCAGCGCUGCAGACUUCCGCAAGGCUGAUGAGGAGGCUGAGGCAUCAGAUAAAACAGAACCAUCCAAGCUCCACAAGGACCCCACGGUCGACGAAGCCUACGAUGCUGAACAAGCACGUAUCGCAGAGGCACAGGAGGCUGCAGGCCUAGGACACAGUAUCUAUGGUGGUAGAUUCUUCGGCGGUUCAACCGACAAUCUUUCAAUCUCAUCGACAGCGUCUUCAGCCUCUAUCAUGAUUCGAAAGAUGGGUCGGGGCAUGAAGAAGGGUGGUCGAUCGUUUGUUGGAAUCUUCCGACCAAAGUCAGUGGUUGGAGUUCCCCCGGCUGACGGUCCCGUGAAACCCGAGGCUAGUCAAGCUGCCGUGUCAAUGGUCACUGUCGAAGCUGAGACACAACGAGUCAACGUAUCGGCUGAUCCCAGACAAACGGACACCUUCCCCCAUUUGGAGCGUAACUCUAUUGACACGAGCUUGGGUAUCGACAUCGCCGAGCGCCUGGGAAGCUCUGGAACCGAUAACUCGAACUCCCGCAAGAGUAUUGUCGGUGGCGACAGAGAGCGCGCGGAGGUCCUUGCCGCCGUUCGCAAGGGUAUUCUCAAGCGUCCCGGUUCAGCCAGCCCUUCCAUCCGACCCGCUGACGCUUCCCCCGGACUGGACCUUCCUAGCCUACCUGCUGUCAAUGAUUCGCCCAAUUCUAGCGCCCCCAGCACUCCCAACGAUGAUUCUCAUCGACGCACUGGAUCGAUUGCUAUCGGUACCGAAGACUAUUUCAUGUCUGCUUUGAGACUCCGACAGGACAGCAAGAGCGCCCCUAACACUCCAUCUGCCAAGCGCAAUGCGACAUUCUCUCCUCGCAUCGUUUUCCAUGAUACUUGGCCCAGCCAGGAGUAUGAUCGUCGUGGUGAAAUCGCCACCUGUAACCGAUUGACUCCUAUGCUGGCACAGCAGAUCAAGGAGGAGCUCAACACCUUCAAGAUGGAGAUGGAGGUUCACGAAAACUCUAAGAUUUACACGCACUUUUUCUGA